Messenger RNA from Amoebophrya sp. A120, 3313 nucleotides. The record is from the annotation of a GenBank genome assembly. Lineage: Eukaryota; Dinophyceae; Syndiniales; Amoebophryaceae.
GGGUGAGACAGCAAACCUUCCAGGUUUAUAUCCCGCUAGUGAGCAGAAGAAGACGAAACAGAACAUCAAAGUACGGGACACCGGACUCCACUAUCCGGAGCCCGCCCCCGGCCUUUCCAAGUCUCGCCUAUCCUCCUUCGACAUCCGAUAUGCCUUUUCGAAGAAUUUCCCGGAAAAGUACGAGGAACUUGAAAAACAGAACAAGGAGCUUCUCGACAAGAAAUUGAAAAAAGCGAAAAAAUUUUUAGAAAUUUGCUCCGCGCGCGACGAAUGCACCGCGGAAUUCGAGAAAGAACUGGAAAAAGCGCAUUUGGAAGUCGUCGACGCGGUCCGGAGAAAGAUCGCGCGGGCCUUUGUGGAGAAUCAUAAGUACAAGAAGACGGAGAAGUUGCGGCGUCUAUUUUGCAAGUGUGUGUCGAAAAUCAAUCACUUUUCCUCCUACUUGAAGCUCACCGCGGAGUGCCGUAUCGUCCGGGAAACGAACGUGUUUCUCUUCACCAUCGCUUCUGCACACCAAAUGCUGCGGCUCCGCCGGGAGUAUGAGGAGGACUUCCCGAGCCGGAUGGUGAUGGGCAUUUUGGACGAAGCGGGGGCGACGGCGGAAACUUACAUCCCCUUGGUGCUGGAGACGGAAAUCGAGAACUUGAUCUUGCUCGGCGACCAGCGCCAGCUCCGGCCGUUGGUGAUCGCGCCGGACGAGGAGAACAUCGACGCGAAGCAGGUGAACCGCAGUCUGUUGGAGCGUAUGCAUUGCGAAUAUGUCUGGGUCUGGAAGGAUGCGAACUUGUGAUGCGCAUUUCACAACACAGACAAAUCUCUCAUGCAUAGGCAGCAAAAGGUGCCCACUUACUGUCACCAAAAUGGGGGAUUCGUCAUGCGGAUUAAGCAAUGCGGAAGCUUUUCGAAAUCUGUGAUGCUAGGGCUUCCAUGACAGACAUUUAGUGUCAUGCAAAAACAGCAUGACAAAAAUCUGCAUUCUUCCAGACCCAGACACUUUUGCAUUUGAUAGAGCGGUGCGUCAACUGCAACAGCGGCAGCACCAUGUUGCGAGAACAGUACAGGAUGCCAAGGAAGUUGUGCAAUUUGGUAUCCACGUUGUUCUACGACUCCAAGUUGAUCACGCCCGCGGCAAAAGUGGAGAAACUAGUUCCAGAAAACCAACUGCGGUGGGUCGACUGCGGUCGGGAAGACGAGAUGCAAGUGGGCACGAGUUACGUAGCGCCGCUGCAGGUGGUGGCCGCGGUAUGUCUGCUGUUGGGGCACGUGAGUUGUACUCGCUCUACUACUUCUGCUGCAGUAAUAAAACAAAAAGUGGGGACGACCACUCCUGCUGCAGCUUCGGCUACCAGCAAAAGCAUGCCGGCGUUAGAGGAGGCCGCGACAGGAGCAGUUUUGUCCACGAGCACGACGGCCGAGACGCCUUCGAGUAGUAGCACAACCCCCUUCUCGUCGGAAGGUGCAGAAGGGAGUAGUGACGGAGAAAUAAGCAAGUCGAAGUCCAGUUUUUCGGGCAGUUUCUUGGAGAAGACGGACGAAAAUGAAAAUUCUACAACGAAUUGUUCAGUGGAAAGAACAUCAGCGACAUUGGAAACUGAAGAACAUCAACCCGCAGUAAAAUCUUCUGUCGACUUCCUCUCCGAUGCGAAGGCGGAGGUGAUGAUCAUCUGCAUGUACUUGCCCCAAAUGCGCCUGCUCCGCGCGGCCCUCCCGGCGUCGCUCCUCCAAAGACCGGGCUUCCGGAUUGUCACGGUCGAUGCGGCGCAAGGCACGGAAGCCGACCACGUGGUCCUAAUUGCGGGGAGGUGCAACCCCUGGGCCAAGGUCGGGUUCACCAAGGUGAAGAACCGCCUCAACGUGGCGAUUUCGCGCGCGAAGCAGAGUUUGACCGUGAUCGGAUGUGAACAAACCAUGCGGAGCGACCGGAAUUGGCGACAACUGAUUGAAUCCUGCACGCCGUUCGACUGGCCGGCUGCGGUCACGUGCGGCGAACCGGGACUGGAGCGCCGAGGAAACAAUACGAAAGCCGGCACGGGUUUUAUUUCAGGAUCGUUGUCGAAAAAGACUCUAGUGUCGCUGGUAUCUGCAGCGGAUGCGCAGGCGGUCAGCGAUAAUGUGGCGAAAAUAAUGUCGACGCAGUUUGCUAAUGCACAAUCUCUGGAACAAACAAGUUGCGGGAACACCCCGAGGAGCUGGAAUAGCACGCCGAGAAAUCAACAAGGGAAGAAGGGCGCCGGGAAAUCAACUGGCACAGGAAAAAAUAAUGGAGCGCAAGAAGGUCCUGACGAAAGCAAGAGCAAUACAUUCUUUUCAUUUAGUGGAAAUGGUGAGAAAAAAGGCAAGAAAAGCAAGGGCAAAGGGAAGAACGGCGACAAGCAGAGCAAGGGUAAGGGAAAAGGGCAAGGGCAAAGCAAAAUAGACAACAAGAUACUGCCGAAGGUUGAGAAAAUAACACCCGCUCUACUGGGAAAAGACGACGAUGAAAGCAGUACGGAAGAGCCUCUCGUCUCCGACCGUGCAGCCCUUCGUUCUCGGGACUCUCGCCUGAAACAAAAAGGUUGGAUCAAGGUUUACUUUAGCACCACGGAAGCGAACGCGGCCCUGAUUGAGCAAAACGGGAACAAGCUUCUAGGCGGCGCGCAAAACGACCCAAGCAAAGGGUUUUUUCUCACCACGAACCCCCGCCUUGCGUCUGGAGGCGUUGUGUACAAAGUCCUGGCCCGCCUUGGUGCGAUAGAAAGGCGAGGUUUUGGUAAGAAAUCGUUGCCACGCGGGUUUGCGAACCUUUCGAGCCGGGGAAAGGAUUCCGAGGAACUGAGCCCGGUAGUUUGGAUGGUCUACCACACGGACCAGGUGAAGAUCCUGUGCCUAGAUAGAGAAUUGACUGAUUACGCCGCUGCCCAGUUGUCGGACAGCUGGUCUGAUAGUUCUUAACCAGUGCCACUACACACGGGCACGGGGUGGCUAAGUACUUGCACUUACGAUCAUGCCAAACGAGAACAUAGAAGAUAAGUGGAAAAAGCUGUGCAGCAUCAGACAAACUGAGCUUAUCAAGGAGCAAGCCGCUGAGCAGGAGCACUAGCCAGCAGCGUUCUUGUAUGAUGGUUUUAAUGGUUGCUUUUUAUCCUGGGCCUUGAUGAAAAAAUACGCCCAAAAAUCGUUUUUGACAAAAGUAGUGUAAAAUCAUUCCAAAAAACGAGAACAUUCAUUCUGGCGAACUUUACUGUACGAGUACGACACGAUUUUCUGAGGAGAGCCUGAAGCACACGACACACGACUACGCGCUUCCUCCUCGACAAAACAAAGAUAUUCGAAC